GGUGAUCAUAUUCUCUCUUUUUUAUGUACGUUGUUUGGUUUUCUGGGUCUUUCUCCCUCUCUCUCACCUUCCAAGUUCGCAUCUUUCUCUCCUCUUCUGCUCACAACUCGGUGAGUCUGUGCACACCAAAACAAUGGUGGAUCUUCAAACCGUUUGCUGCAUGUGCGGUGACGUUGGUUUCCCUGACAAGCUUUUCCGUUGCGACAAAUGCCGCCAUCGCUUCCAGCACUCGUAUUGUAGCAACUACUAUGGAGAAUUACCAGAGAUAGAACUGUGCGAUUGGUGCCAAAGUGAGGAGAAGAACUCGAGACAUAUUGGCUUCAAUUCGAAGAAACCGGUGACCGGAAAUGAGCCCGGAACGACAAACAGAUCUGAAUAUUCCGGCGAGAGAAUCAAACAGCAUGAUCGCGAAGAGAGUGGCUCUGAGAAGGGAAAGAGCCCCACGCCAUCGCCGCGAACCACCACACGCAGGUACAAGCUUCUCAAGGAUGUAAUGUGUUAAACAGAGGAAAAGUAAUAAAGCGUCUCAGAAGAAGAUAAAGCAAUAUUAUAAGUGACUUAUGUGACAAGUAGAUGGUUUGUGUUUAUAGCGUGUAGUAGCUUUGCAAAG
Messenger RNA from Gastrolobium bilobum, 610 nucleotides. RefSeq lists its product as uncharacterized. Lineage: Eukaryota; Viridiplantae; Streptophyta; Magnoliopsida; Fabales; Fabaceae. The record is from RefSeq and is a predicted model, not a curated record. Bases 134 to 502 code for a protein of 122 amino acids. The transcript is spliced from 2 exons.